AUGGCUCCUCUGGGGCCGCCUGUCCCUUUUUCUGAAGACGGCCCAGCUUUCUCACGCAGCUCUUCCUCGUCGUCACUUUGGAGUGUAGGAAAAGGGAACCGAGGCGAAACGCGUUCCAGACCAGUGGCUGGUAAGAAGUCUCAUCAGCAAAGCCGCGUGCCUCCUCGUCAGAAAGGCCGAUGGGCGAACACAGACGCCCUCGUCGGCCGCGCCUGGGAAGCACUGGUGAAUACAUUUGCCGAGUGUCAUUAUGUUCUGCGACAAAAUGAAAAAGGUCUCCAUCCGCUUUCCCCCCCUGUGUUGACUUCACCCUCAAAGGUCGCGGCAACAGGAAGGCAGGGAGGUUCUCCUUCCAAAAGCCAAGUCGAACCGUUUCGAUCCAACGCGCUAACCUACCAACCUGUUCUUGCGCUCCCAUCCAGCGACAACCUGCUCCGAAAACUUUCCAGUCCAGGGAAUUCGCGAGAAAAUGGAUUCGUUAUCUCGACAGCUCUUGUCGGUAGGCAGGUUUGUGACUCUUUCGCUUGCGCCAGAUCUGCUAAAUCAGCAGCACUGCCUGACGGAUACCUCUGCAACCUUGGGGACGGCCAAGGCGGCGGUAGAGGCGGAAUUCCUGCUGGUGCUGAGGACGACAACCACGAAUGGAGGUCGACACAACUGUGCCGGAAACCCAGGACGCGCCGAGGUGUCCUGUCUGAAGCAAUGAUGUUAGACAGGCUAACGAAUCAACAAAUAGCGGAGAUCCAAUACGAAUUUGCCGCUAGAAAUGGAGAAGUGAACGUCGCGGAGUUCAUUCACAUUCUCGGGCGUCACCUCCGAGAUUCGGAAAAAACAGACGAGGAGUAUCUGACUAGAGGACCUAGAAAUAUCCCAACCAGUUUUGGUGGGGGGUCUUCGUUGGCUUGUCUUCCAGGCCCCACACAGAUUUCGAUCGGCGACGGACCAUCAGCGGAUACUGGAAUGAAGCCUCUGGCUUCAGUGCCCUUGACGAAAAUUCUCGGCAGUGAAGGAAAUCGAGACUGUGACUCUGUGUCCGGCGUCUGUGUGAGGGUCGCCUCACCUUGCAGAAAACGCAUGUCACUGAACCGGAGUCGGGGCAGCAUCUCUCACGAGACGGUGCAGCGAGAGCUGGAGGAAGCUGGACGGCUCACGGAGCUAUUUGACCUCAUCGAUGUCGACGAUACACAGAAAGUGUCCUGGGAGGCAUUCACAACCUUCGUUGUGGAUCGAGGGCGCAACGGAGAUGCGCUAAAACGCCUCCACAUGCAGCGAAUGGAAAAGGCUGACUUCCAUGAUACGCGAGUCCACGUGUGCGCUAUAGAGCGUCUCACCCCUGGGUACGACCCUGCCAUCGGGCUCGAUGUGGUUUUUUACUACGAGGAAGGAUCGAAGACAGUUGAACUCGUGGAUCCUUUUCUCCAGCCUAUCCAGAACCAGCCGCCGCUGCAGCGAGCGUUCAACAUCACCGCCGUGGCGUACUGCCCUCUCGUCCAUCACCUCGUGAUCGCCGCCGCGGACUUGUCUUUGACUUUUUACGACCUAACGGGAACCCUUGUGGGACAGAAUGCGAGCGACUGCGGCGAAGCGACAUCAAACAACCGGGCAGAUAUCCCUCGGUCAGGAAGUACAAGACCAACUGCCAGUGUAGGUACCGCGGCAGACAGCACAACAGCGGACUCUUCUCUCUUCUGGCGCGUAACUCGAACGUUCAAAACCCGAACCUCUCAAAUUGUCUUGUUUCCUUCCGCCUCUCGUCCGUGGAUAUUCUCUGCAGACCACGAGGGAUCCAUCUACGCGUGGGACCUCGCGAAAAUUUGCGGGGGUUCUACGGGAGCAUCCUCGUCCUCGCGAGUCGCUCUAUCCCCCGACCCGCUGGCAUACGUCGGAGAAAAUCCUCGAAGUCGCGCAGGUGUAUCUGAAGCCCGUCCCAUUGACUUGUCCACUCUGAUCCCACCCGCAAAGGUCGAUGGGAUUCGUCCUCUUUAUCUACGUCGCCUGGCAAGAAGCAGCAGCUUGAGCCCGGCCACCCAGUCCACAAUUCGAGCUGGAGAAAACGCAAGUGGAGGGGUAAGUCCGUACGUUGACAGCGCCGGAAGGUCCGACCACGCGUCCGGUCGGAGCACCUGCAGAGCACUGUCUUCCUCUGGAGGGAACUCGGCUUUCGCACGACGCGUUAGAAGUGGGGACUUCGUUUUGCCUUGGUCGUCGGCAGCGUCGACUCAAAGUCCAGCAGCUUCGCAGUCAAGGCUCGGGAGACACAGCGCGUCGUGCACACGGCAGUGGGAGAGCAACCAGGGGGCGUCGUUGGUGGGAGAAAGCUCAGCAUCCGACGGUGUUUCGCUCUUUGAUUCUUUCACCAACGAGAACAGACCUUCGAUCGUCCUGGGCAGUCGCCGGCAGCGCAAGGUUAGCAGUCGGGAACAUACCAACUCGCUUGCCACUGGUGAGGCACCAGAGGAUCCACCGGAAAGCAGACCUAGAAGUCCUCUUCGAGAGACUUUUUCGAAGUCCCGGCCGUCUUCAGAAGCUUCUGGAAGCGACGGCACCGGCGAGGUGGCCUCACGGACUGCGGCCGCUUCCCCGGCUCACGAUCCGCUCGUCUUCGACGAAACACAAAGGGGAUCGCAUCCCUCUAGUGUUUGUGCAACAAACCGCAGUCGGACGGCGGGACUCUUUGAAUCGUCGAAUGGCGGAGUUAAAGUUUUUCGCCAGUCUCCGGGGUACACGAUUAGUCCUCAAGCCCCUGGAGGGCCACGUUGUCAGACAGGGGAAAUUUCCCCGAGUGCAAAAUCUGCAUCGUCGCCUCGACGGAAUGUCUGUCGCCUUUUCCAGGGGUCUCGAGCUGCAGGGAGUUCUAGCGCAGCGUCCCGCGUCUCCUCUCACGGCUUGCAGUCCUCUGCGAGUGGCGCAGCGCCGUUCUGUGGCAACCGAGGGACUUCGCCAGACACAAACUUUUUGUCUCGGCGCCUCGGCCACUCUGGCGGGGGCGUUGAAGGGAAUACGUCAAUUCCGCAGGAGCCUCAGUUCCAGUUCCUGCGCUGGAGGCAGUAUCGUGCACACGAUGACAUUGUGACAUCCUUCGAGGAGUUGGAGGUCAUGGAUUUGCUUGCAUCUUGCGGCAUGGACGCGAAAAUCUACCUCUGGGAUACAGAUAGCGGCGAGUUGAAACGCACUUUGGACGGCCACGUGAGAGGGGUGCGUGCGCUCUGUUUCGACGUCGAAAACCGUGUCCUUCUCUCUGGUGGCUUCGACUACAAGUUGCUGGCUUGGAAUCCAUACGUGGGAAAGAAACUCCACACAAUUCGCGGUCACUCAGCUCCGGUAGUCAGCAUCUGCAUGCUCGGCGCGCAGAGUCGUCAGUUUGUCUCUUUUGACUCAGAAGGCAUCGCGAAGGCCUGGGACCUGAGCACUUCCGCGUGUCUUCAGACGUUGGUGGCUGAGGAUCAGUCUUGUGUCAGAGCGGUCAUCGCCCUUCCACAUCAUCGCACGUUGCUGUCUGCCGGUCGCAAACUGGUUGCUCUCACUUACGGUCUGAUCCAAGAGGCUACGCCAUCGGCCGGCUCCGGCCGAGGUGCGAAGCUUGACUUCCAUCCUACAGCUCCGUCACGGGUACGCGGGCAACACUCCACAUGGGGCAGACAUCCUCUCGGCAUGACAAAGAGAGGCAAGGCGCAUCUCACUGGCGGCGGUCCUGACACCUCAGGCGCGCCAGUCCUCGCCAAAGCUGUCACUCACCUCGUCGUUCGGGUCCUUGUCACUGCUGCUGGGAGACACCUCCGCGUUUGGGAUCUCUGCACCGGGGCUCUCGUCUCUUCCAUCGAGCACGUCUGUGAAGAGGCGGACCACUGCAUUAGCGACAUUUGCAUGGAUGAAAAAGGCCGAAAGGUCUUUGUCGCCGACCAGCAAGGCUGCAUCUGCGCGUACAGUGUCUGCACAGGUCAGCUUCUUCAGCGCUUUACCAGCCACCGGUCUGAAGUCUCCCAGCUCUUGUACGUCGGCGGCGAGGACAGAAACCUCAUUUCAGUAUCCUGGGACCGCUCCAUCGUUAUCCACAACGAUGCUCCCGUCUUCCUUCCGAACAGAGUCAGUAGAGAAGGCCACUGUGCGGCCGAACCAACUACCUCGUCCACCCUGCCUUCUAGCCUGUUGCCGCCCGUUGUGGCCAGCCCCAAAAUCUGUGCUGGUGGAUCUGCUGGAAAGGACGCUGGUGACGAUAUCACGCGGACGAAUAUCUUUUCUUCGGACAUGCGCAAUGCCGGUCCAUGUCUGGCUUUGGACGGCGGCCAUGGCCAAAGUUUCGGCCCGGGGGCUUCAGUCCGCAGCAGCGGGAGAGCGCGUCCCGAAGCGUCUUGUCGCGGCGCUCCAGGAGAACAGAAAGACCUCGACCGAGGGCGGACUUCUCCACAGAAGGCCAGAUUUUCGUUUUCUGAAAGCGGAUCCAUGCCCACGCUUCCAAGAGUGGGGCAUAAUCCUGUCAGUGCGCACCAGGCACAGGGUGAGGGAGGAGUCUGGCGAAUAGUCAUGAACGCACACCUGGGAGAUGUGACGUGCUGCGCAUUCAGCAGGCGACUGGGUUUGCUUGCGACUGGCAGUUCAGACCGAGCAAUCUUUGUGUGGGACUACGAGCGUCUAAGACGCGUAACCAGCCUCUUUGGCCACAAGUACGAUGUCACAAACCUGUCUUUCAUCGAUCCUCUGCCACUCCUCUGUUCCGCUGACGUUGGCGGUACGCUGUGCAUCUGGGUGUUGCCCCCGCAUCCACAUGCCAUUCGAGUUCUUGAGACGAUUCCCUCACCGGUCCUAGGUCCACAGCCGGCGCUAGUGAGACAGACACAUUUCUUUGACCCAUACUUUCCUGCUGAUACUUCAGCGGAUCCCAUGCGCGACGUGGAUGUCCUCGGUGGAAGUGUGGCAGGUGCGGGAGGCCGCAGCAGAGAAGCCUGGAAAGAAAGCCAGGGGGUAACCUGGCAAGUGACGGAACAGAGGUUCGCGGGCCACAGACGUUUCUCUAUGGAAGAGCAUUCCGGUAAAGCAGUGGCGAGGGGUGUAGGGUCAGGAAAGGCUGUUGGCAGUGUGCAGGAGGCUUCGACGUCUCCGCGUGGCACCCCGAGACAGGCUCGGGACUCUUCAGAGGCUGCUAGAAUUUCGGCCCGCGAAAGUAGAGUGUCUUCUCCCCUCAACCACGCGUCUAGCGAAGGGCAGCGGUGCAGUCCUCAGCUUUCGGCUUCCACAGGCCUUAGCGAAGUUCCAGUUCAAAGUACAACUUUACCGAGUGCUGCAUCUUCCGCCACGGCUGGCCCGCCGCCGAGCAGCACCGCCAGAGGGAUUCCAGCUACAUUGCUGCUGCUGCGUAUUGUGGAUAUGGAACGCGUUGGGUCAGCCACACCUCUCACGGCUCUAGCUGUUUCUUGUCGCUUGAUCUCGGCUUCUUCCGGGGCUACGUGUCGACGCUGUCUUCGGUUCACAGACUCGAACGCAGUCACAGCCGUUCCAGAAAAUGGACAAAGCACAAACUCCGGCGGCAGUGCAGCUCCCAUGUCACAGAACGCAGUCGGAAUCGAUCAUGAAGGGAUAAUACCGAAGAAUUCAACGCUGGCUUCUAUUCAAGACUGCGAGAUGCGCCGAACGAGCUCAAGAACCGGACACGACGACACUGCAGACAUUCCUGGCGUUCCUCAUAGCACUACCUUCUUGACAAGUAGCGAUGGAAGUGAGCCCCCGGGAAGUCGACCCGAAGAAAAUUCGACGCCGGCUGACACAAAACCGUCCCCCUUUCCUGCAAAGGGAAGACAGCCUUGUGGCAACGCUCGCGACAGCGUUUCUCUACCACAAGCAGAGAAAAGCUCCCCUUCACAUGAUUUACUCCGCUCCAACUCGGAGGAGCUUGAAGGGGUGGGAGAAAUUCUCAUAUUUGUAGGUGAUGAACGAGGUCGAGUGCGUGUCUGGGAUGUAUCUGUGAUUCUAGCGCUCCUCCCAGGAACGGAACAGGUGGUGCCCAAAACAGACUGGCAGCCUCAUAGAGUGUAUCGAGGCGAUCUUCGUGAGAGCACGAUGGGUCUUUUCAAGCAAGUUGUGCAGCUGCGACGCGCAGCCCAGUUCCCCUACCACGGGUCGUCUAAUCAAGCAACUGGGACGCACGCCACCACAAGUCAAGCACGAUGUCGUUGGAACGAAAGCCCGCAGAGCGCUUCGUCUCGUAUGAAAGUUUCCACCGUGGGCGCGGGACGCGGAAGAUCGGAAUCUAGAUCGGGAACUCUUGAGGUCGACGUCGACGAUCUUCCUCCGGCUCCUGCUCGUGAAGAAAACAGCGGAGCUGGCGGUUUCCAAGAGGAAGUGCGUUCGUCUAAAGCGGGAGACACACGAGAGGUUGAUCAAAGAGAGAGAAAUGGCGGCGAGCUUGCACACUAUCGGAGUUUGGAGACUGUACCAAACAUGCGAAGAAACAGUGUACGGGCUCCUGGAGGUGUCACUGGCAGUCCAGAGGAGUUUUCCCGUGUAACGGGGCGGCUCUCUGUAGGUCCGGGGGGCGGAAGCAUCAGCGUUUCGUCGUCUGUUCCUCGCGUACCAGGUGGUGUGGACAUGUCUUCGUAUUUCCAGUACAACGUAGGCGAGGCAAGUGUGGAUCCUUUUCUGCUCCACGACGAAAUGCCGGCUUUGUUUCCGCGAGCACCUCUGAAGCUGAUUGGCAUGUGGAAGGCGCACAGCAAAUGUGUGAAGAGCCUACAGGUUCUUCAGCUGGGGAGCAACACUCCGCACAGAAACGAACGAAGCGGUAACGGACCUAAGACACAAUUCGGGACAUCGGACGAAGAGGCCGCCGAUGAAAAUCUACAGAUCAGCCCACGUAAACGCGGCUGCGGGUCUUCAACCUUUCGAGUUCUCUUGGCGUCGGCGGGCGAAGACGGAGCGGCUCGGAUUUGGGAUGUGUCGGGCCUUUCGCGAUCGCAAGGGGUACAAAGAAAACCUCUCCCCACGAUGUUUCUCGAUCUUGCCGAGGAGCGGCAGAAUGCAUCUGCAGUUGUCGCUUCUCCGUCGAAAGGCUGCUCCGGACAGGCCGUUCUGGAGAAUGGUUUCCACAUGAAGGUCUCAAUGGCAGACGAAUCCCACCCAAAGGCGCUGGAUACCGCUUCUUGUCUGUCCCUGGAAAACGCCAGGAACGUGUUGGCUCUGCCGCCUUCUGGCCGCGCGCCUUGUGAACCGGCAACGGCGAGGCAUGCCGGAGCGCAGCAGUUUCACUCGUCUCUCUGGGACUUCCGCCAAAGUGAGGGUGCGCCUUCUUUUGGGGCGCCAAGCUCUGCAAGCAGCUCCUGCGCAAGUGGCUCUUCGAGCUUCAGAUUUGCCUCAAAUUUACCCCUUUCAUCGGCCUUUGCAGACGAACCUGGCGGCUCCGUGACUUCGCAGGACCAGCCUGUGGUUCUCGUCGGGGACUUGCAAGCGCAAACAAGCAUGUCCCCGGGAGAGCAGACCGCAUGUGGAGGGAAUCUGAUGGUAGGCCAUGCAACCGCGUGGAACGUCGAUUUAGGCGAACUCGACGGACCGAGUUUCGGGACAGUUGCUGGAAACGGCACCGUCGCUCCUGCUGUCGGUGGAGCAAGGCGACUUCUUGAAACACACCUGCGUGUGAAAGAGCUUGCGCGCCAGCAACGGCUCGAAGAACAGCAAGCCUCUGUUCAGCUGGAGAGUUCUCUCCAGCUCGAAGUGCCCCAUCUCCUCUUGCCGGCUGGCGAAGAGUCGAACGACGAGGGAGACACGCGAAGGCGCCGAGACGGCCCCGGUGAGAGCCGAAAAACCUUCGACGACACUCUACUGCCCGAGGAAUACACUAUAGGACCGAAUGGGCAGGUCAUCCUCGGAGGAGGGAACUGGGUGCAGGGAGCAGACAAGGGAGGCGGAAUCUGGGCCGCCGUCUAUGCAAAAAGAAGGAGUCUUGUGGAAAGAACGGCCUCCUUCUAA
Messenger RNA from Toxoplasma gondii ME49, 7953 nucleotides. RefSeq names its product WD domain, G-beta repeat-containing protein. The transcript has 2 exons. The coding region runs from base 1 to 7953 and encodes 2650 amino acids. Gene Ontology annotation, molecular function: calcium ion binding; protein binding. Lineage: Eukaryota; Apicomplexa; Conoidasida; Eucoccidiorida; Sarcocystidae. The record is from RefSeq and is a predicted model, not a curated record.